This is a messenger RNA of Pseudozyma flocculosa PF-1, 1002 nucleotides long. RefSeq lists its product as uncharacterized. NCBI's taxonomy places the organism in Eukaryota, Fungi, Basidiomycota, Ustilaginomycetes, Ustilaginales, Ustilaginaceae. The record is from RefSeq and is a predicted model, not a curated record. Bases 1 to 1002 code for a protein of 333 amino acids. The transcript has 2 exons.
AUGGCCCCGCCCACAUCCGCCCCAUCCUCGCGCCUCGGCGCACCCCAACACGCCUGGAUCGCCCCCGCAUCCCUCUACUCGUCGACGACAUCGUCGCGCCACGCCGCCUCGCCAUACCACCCGUCGCUUGCUUCCCUCACCCCGCUGCGUCUCUUUGGCACCACCGCACGCCGAUUCGACCACACCCCGGUAUCCACCCUACCUCCCACCUCAUCCGUCAAGGGCGCGACGGCAGCAGCAGCAGCACGAGGGGCCUCGGCAGCAGCGACGACGACGACGGCAAACCUGCGCGGCUGGUCGGCCGUAAAGGCGCGCCCCCUCGUCCACGCGUCCACCUUCCUCGCCCUGCACGUCACCGUCGCCUGGGCCCUCGUCCCGCCCAUCUACGCCUUUUUCCGCUCCACAAACACCGCAAACGCCCUCCUCGCCGGUCCCUCGGUAUCCUACAUCCUCGCAAAGCCCAUCCCCACCUGGCUGCCCGCAUCCCUGCGCGGACAGUCGCCGUCCUCUUCCUCCUCCUCGGCCAGCGACGCGCCGGAUCCGACGAACAACCAGGUCCAGACGGUCGAGGACCUCCUCGAGCUCCAGGUGCGCCAGUUUGUCAAGCUGCUCUGGAAGGGCGGCGUCGGCGUCUACUCCACCGUCAACCGCUUCAAGGCAAAGGACCAGCACGAGGGUGGCGAAGGCGACGUGACAAAGGGACUCGCCAGGUCCGCCAUCGCCUUUCUCCGCGGCAAGGCCAAGGGUACCGACAGCGACGCGGACACGACGCUGCAGCAGUACGACGAGCAGCACGAGCAGAGCCGCAGACCGGGCUGGGCAAAGGGCUACUUUGGCGAACAGGCCAGGAAAAACGCCGGAGACAUCAAGCUCGGCCAGAUCCGCGACGCCGUCGCCGCCUACGUUGUCGUUAAGACGCUUCUCCCGCUCCGCGUGCCCCUCUCGCUCUUCCUCACGCCAAAAGUGGUGCGCCUCUUCGGACGCGCCUUCCGUCGCGCCUAA